Lampris incognitus (smalleye Pacific opah) is the source of this 1758-nucleotide messenger RNA. RefSeq names its product solute carrier family 1 member 6 (gene slc1a6). NCBI's taxonomy places the organism in Eukaryota, Metazoa, Chordata, Actinopteri, Lampriformes, Lampridae. Gene Ontology annotation, cellular component: plasma membrane. Gene Ontology annotation, molecular function: neutral L-amino acid transmembrane transporter activity; glutamate:sodium symporter activity; L-glutamate transmembrane transporter activity. Bases 40 to 1758 code for a protein of 572 amino acids. The record is from RefSeq and is a predicted model, not a curated record. The transcript is spliced from 10 exons. Gene Ontology annotation, biological process: L-glutamate transmembrane transport.
CACGAGACCUGCCUUCUGGACCACGUGCUGGAGCUGAUUAUGAAUGAAAAGACCCCGACCAGUGUGAGCCUUUUUCUGAACGAGGACUUAGACAAACCGCCCGAGCAGCCCAAGCAGCCCAAGCAACCCAAGCAGCCCAAGCAAGUGGGCCUGAGGAGACACUUACGCAGGGCCAUGGAGAAGAGAGCCAGCAGUGUCAGGGAGAGGAUGAGCUCCAUCACGGGGAGCAAUGUGAGGGCUUUCCUCCGGAGGAACCUCUUUGUACUGUUCACCGUUGCAGCUGUGGUUCUGGGUGUGAUCCUGGGAUUCACUCUACGCCCCCAUAACCUGUCCAUGCGGGAGAUCAAGUAUUUUGCCUUUCCUGGGGAACUGCUGAUGAGGAUGUUGCAGAUGUUGGUGUUACCACUCAUUGUCUCCAGUUUGGUUACAGGCAUGUCUUCUCUGGACAGCAAGGCCUCUAGUAAGAUGGGUGUGCGCGCUGUGGUUUACUACAUGGUGACCACCCUGGUUGCCGUGUUCAUCGGUAUCAUCAUGGUCAUGAUCAUACAGCCAGGGAAGGGAAGCAGGGACAGCCCUGUGGCAUCCAGUGGGAACAUAGAACCAGUACAGGCUGCUGACGCAUUUCUAGACCUCAUCAGGAACAUGUUUCCUCCUAAUCUGGUGGAAGCUUGCUUUAAGCAGUAUAAAACAAUGUACAAGAAGGUAAUCCACACCAAGAAUGUGACAGUGGCCUUAAACCUCACUGACUCCCUCAAUGCCACAGAGGCUGCCCUCAGCGUCAACCUCAGCAAGGUGCUGCACACCAUACAGGAGACUGUAGAGGAGAUCAUCCCUGUGUCUGGUUCUUCCAACGGGGUGAAUGCUCUGGGUCUAGUGGUGUUCUCCGUUUGCUUUGGACUGGUCAUUGGGAACAUGAAGCAGCAGGGCCAGGCCCUUAGGGACUUCUUUGAUGGCCUCAACGAAGCCAUCAUGAGGCUUGUAGCCAUCAUCAUAUGGUAUGCUCCAGUGGGCAUCAUGUUCCUGAUAGCGGGAAAGAUUGUGGAGAUGAAGAACUUGGCUGAGGUAGGUGGACAGCUGGGGAUGUAUACCAUGUCAGUCAUUGUGGGCCUCCUCAUCCACGGCCUCUUUGUCCUGCCGCUGUUCUACUUCCUGGUGACCAGGAAGAACCCCUACAGCUUCAUCGGUGGUCUUCUCCAGGCUCUCAUUACUGCACUGGGCACCUCUUCCAGCUCUGCCACCCUGCCAAUCACUUUCCGAUGUCUAGAAGAGAACAACCGGGUAGAUAAGAGAGUGACACGCUUCGUCCUCCCCGUGGGUGCCACCAUCAACAUGGAUGGCACUGCCCUCUAUGAGGCUGUGGCAGCCAUCUUUAUUGCACAGGUCAAUAACAUGGACCUCAACUUGGGCCAGAUUCUCACCAUCAGUAUCACGGCAACUGCUGCCAGCAUCGGAGCAGCAGGCAUCCCUCAGGCUGGACUGGUUACCAUGGUGAUUGUAUUGACAUCGGCAGGACUGCCCACAGAGGACAUAACACUGAUCAUCGCCGUGGAUUGGUUCUUGGACCGCCUUCGUACCACCACCAAUGUGCUGGGUGACUCACUUGGGGCUGGCAUUGUGGAGCACCUUUCCCGUGGAGAGCUGCAAAGUCAGGACACUGAGCCUGGCAACCCUGUCAUAGAAGACGAUGAGAAAACCUACCAGCUCAUUUUCCAAGAAAACGAGUCAGUCAAACAUCGCAACAGUGAGACCACCAUGUGA